Molecule: messenger RNA, 3332 nt
Organism: Chelmon rostratus (copperband butterflyfish)
Lineage: Eukaryota; Metazoa; Chordata; Actinopteri; Chaetodontiformes; Chaetodontidae
Gene: hhipl2
Product: HHIP-like 2
Exons: 9
Coding region: 315-2807 (830 amino acids)
Source: RefSeq, a predicted model, not a curated record
CUUGCUGCGGUGCAGAAACCCACAGUGCAGACAAUAAAGUAUAAAUCCAAUUAACCUGACCGCCAUUAUGAAUCUGUGUUGUUUUAAGUGUCAGGGACUAGCCUGAUGGGAGACAAUGCUGGAGACAAGGUGCGUUUUUACCUGCUGGAGCAGGUGGGGAGACACGGAGGGCAAAUGAGGCAGGGGCUGACUGCUGGGACGCACGCUUGCUCAAGUGUAACACGCGCUUUCACGUGCACGCGCGCGCACUCACACUCUGACUCAUACAUAAAGGAGAGCAAACAGCUGGACUCUUUCGGGGGCAGACGGCAAAAAUGACAAGCAGGCGGGAUGCUGCGCUCCAUCCAAGCGGAGCCGGUUGCGCGGUUUUACGCGCGGCGGCAGGUCCGAGCUCACCCCAAAAGACCCCGAGCCUUCCUGAGCUUAUCCUGGUCAUGUCAGUGAUGCUGCUCGUCCCGGUCCAGCCUGCAUCAGCUCAUCCUCAGUGUCUGGACUUCGAGCCACCUUUCAAACCCCGCUGGCACCUGGAGUUCUGCACGCAGUAUGAGCAUUUUGGCUGCUGCGACCAGAAAACAGACAACAUGAUCGCGGAGAGAUACUGGGACAUAAUCGAGCAGCUGGAAGUGGCGGGUCAUGAGCUGUGUGUGGACAUGUUGAAGGAAAUCAUGUGCCAGGAGUGCUCUCCAUAUGCUGCCCACCUCUACGAUGCAGAAGACCCGUACACACCUAUCCGAGAGCUACCUGGCCUUUGCUUUGGCUACUGCUCUGAGUUUCAUGGUAAAUGCCGCCAUGUGGUUAAAUAUUUAACUGAGAACCAGCUGCUGCGGGACACCUCUGAGCGGGAUGUGUCCACUUUCUGCAGCGUUGUUGACCUGUCUGACCAGGACUACUGUUACCCCAAUGUUUUGAAGAGCUCUGACCUCAACAGCAACCUGGGACGGGUGGCAGAGGACCCAAGAGGGUGUCUCCAGCUGUGCCUGACAGAGGUGGCCAACAAUCUCAGGAACCCAGUGCUGAUGCUGCACAGCGGCGAUGACACACAUCGCAUGUUCAUUGCAGAGCAGUUGGGCUUCGUGUGGGUUUACCUGCGUGAUGGCAGCCGGCUGGAGCAGCCCUUCCUGGACAUGAGCGGGGAGGUGAUGACCACCCCCUGGCUGGGGGAUGAGAGGGGCUUCCUGGGCAUGGCCUUCCACCCCAAGUACCGGGUCAACGGACGCUUCUUCAUCUACUACUCUAUCCAGAUCAACAGUAAGCUGGAGAAAGUCAGAAUCAGUGAGAUGAAGGUGUCUGCCCACGAUAUGAACAUGGCUGAUCCUUACUCAGAGAGGGUCAUUUUAGAGAUCGAGGAGCCAGCCGCAAACCACAACGGGGGCCAGCUGCUGUUCGGCCUUGACGGAUAUUUGUACAUCUUCACUGGAGAUGGUGGGAAAGCUGGCGAUCCAUUCGGGAAGUACGGCAACGCACAAAACAAGAGCGCUCUGUUGGGAAAAGUCCUCCGCAUUGAUGUAGAUGGAAGUGACUCCACUGGGAAGCAGUACAGGAUCCCCCCUGAUAACCCAUUCGGCAGCGACCCAGACACUCGGCCAGAGGUGUACGCGUACGGGGUCAGAAACAUGUGGCGGUGCUCUGUGGACCGCGGAGACCUGGUCAGCCGCCACGGCAGGGGCAGGAUAUUCUGUGGAGACGUGGGUCAAAACCGCUACGAGGAAAUUGACAUCAUCGUGAAGGGAGGAAACUACGGCUGGAGAGCCAAAGAGGGCUUUGAGUGCUACGAUAUGAAACUGUGCCACAACUCCUCCUUGGAUGACAUCCUGCCUAUAUUUGCAUACAGCCAUCAUGUUGGGAAGUCUGUGACAGGGGGAUAUGUGUACAGAGGAUGUGAAUCACCCAAUCUGAAUGGCCUGUACAUUUUUGGAGACUUUAUGAGUGGUCAGAUCAUGGCGUUAGAGGAAGACAAAUCAACAGGAAGCUGGAGAGAGAGGAGAGUGUGUAUGGGCGACACAAAGACUUGCUCUUUUCCCGGACUCAUUAAUCAUCACCACAAGUUCAUCAUCUCGUUCGCUGAAGACGAAGCAGGGGAACUGUAUUUUUUGGCCACUGCGUACCCCAGUGCCAUGUCUCCUUUUGGAACUGUUUUCAAAUUCAUGGACCCUUCCAGGAGAGCACCGCCAGGGAAAUGUAAGAACAAGCCGCUGCCUGUGAAAGUGAGGGGGAAAAAGCUUCCCUUUGUGCCCAGGGAAUUGACCGUGCUGGACACGAAUGAAAAACCUACAAGACCACCACCAAGAAAAUUCAAACUCACCACCAAACCACCGGCCACGAGCAGCCUGGUCAAACCUACGAGGGCGGCAGCCAGCGUGACAACAAGCCCUCCUGCGAAGCAGAAAUGGAAAUCGCUCGAUAAGAAGGCGAAGAAGAAAAAUAAGCUGAAGCCAUGGAGGAAAAAGAAAGUGCUGAACAAGCAGGCAGCUAACGCACAAAUGAAGAAGAAUGCACUGAGGCAGAAAUCCAGGGGACAAUCCAAAAAGGCCGCUGUGGUAAAGCCCGUCAGCGACAAAGUAAAGCCAAAGACCAAUCACACUGCCACCGCUGAUUUAAAGAGCAACACUCUACAAACACCCAGCAGCCUGACAGAUAGCACAGUCCACACGAGGAAGACUCCCCAAAGGAAAAGUGCACAGAAGCAGACCAGACAAAACAGCAUCAAGCUGAAAGCAUUUCAUGCCUUCACAAACACAACUAAAGCAAACCUGAACGUGAAAACUAACAGAACGAUGCAAAACAAACUCCAGGUAAAAGGCAAGUGAACGAAACAUGCUGAAGCACUUUGAAACGUUAUUUCCUUCAUGUCCGAGUCAUUAUUUUGUCUGUUUCUGUUCGUGAAACAAUCAGUGUUGAUUGUCACGUUUUAAAGGAAUAGUUUGACAUUUCGGUAAAUGUGAUUAUUUGCUUUCCUGCCAAAACGUUAAGUGAGAAGACUGACGCCUCUCUCGACAGGAGCCAGCUAGCAGGUUAGCUUAGCACAAAGACAGGAAAUGGGCAACACAAGAGGGAUUCAUCCUCCAGGGCAGACAUGCAAGCUGCCUCCUCUGUAUCCAAUUUUUAUGCUAAGCUAAGCUAACUAGUUCAAGGUGAUGGCUUCAUAUUUAUUGCGCAGACUGGCGUCAAUCUUCUCAUUUAACGUUCAGCGAGACGUGAAUAAGCACAUUUCCUAAAAUGUUGGUCUAUUCCUUUAAAGUACAAAGCACAUUUAUUAUGCAUGUAAUGACACUGUUUCCUUUACAUUUUAUUCCUGACUGUUGUAAACCCAUCGGUCCAACUUACUCGCCACC